Molecule: messenger RNA, 1173 nt
Organism: Funneliformis geosporum
Lineage: Eukaryota; Fungi; Glomeromycota; Glomeromycetes; Glomerales; Glomeraceae
Source: the annotation of a GenBank genome assembly
AUGACAAACGCCUCCAUCAUUGGUGAUAAUCAUGGUGCAGCAAGAAUUGAUACAUUUUUAGAAAUGUCAACCAUUUUCAUGAACUUAUUCUCCCUCUUUUUAUUAAUACAUAAAAUUGAUAACUUUAUUAGUAUGACUUAUGAUUUUUUUCCCGGAUUGUCUCAAAACCUUUCUCAAUUGUUUGAUAAUGCAGAUGAUUAUUAUGUUAUUAUCAACGUUGGAGAAGGUUUAGAUACAACAGAUUUUCAUGCACAUUCUAUUAUCUUGAAAGCUCGAUCACUUUACUUUAAAAGAGCUCUGUCUGAAAAUUGGAUUACUAAUAAAAAUGGUAUUAUUACAUUUAAAAAGCCUAAUAUUUCUCCUACUAUUUUUGAAAUCAUUAUCAGAUACAUGUAUACGGGCAUUCUUGAUCUGAACGAUCAAACCGGCAACGAGAUUCUUGAUCUUCUUGUGGCAUCCGAUGAAUUACUCCUUGAGGAACUUAUUAUCUUCGUACAGAGUCAUUUAUUUGAAAAACAAAAUGAAUGGUUACAACAAAAUAUCAUCAAAGUACUUCACACGGUGUCCCAUAUAGAAAGUUGUACACAACUUAAGAAUAAUUGUUUGGAAUACAUCUGUGAUAAUCCUGAAUCAUUUCUUAACUUACCAGAAUUUCCAACAUUAAAAAAAAAUGUCGUUGAAGAUAUUCUGUCAUUUCAUAUGGCAAAUGCUCAACCUAAUCGAAAUAUAAUGCCUCCUCGUCAUAGAAAUAUUGCUGUUGAUUCAAUAAUCAUUAAUCCAAAAUACGCAGUCAUUCUUACAAACUGGAUUCAAAGGAAAGAUGACAAUACAAAAAUUCUAAUGGGUAAUAAAUAUAAUUUUAACCUUAUUUAUCGAGGAAGUAGGGAGAGUUAUGAUGACCGUAUUAUACGUAGUAAAUUUAAAGGGCCGGGAGCGUGUGUUUUGAUGGUUAAAAUUAAAGAAAAUGAUGUUGUGAUUGGUGGUUAUAUUCCACCUGAUAUGAAAAGAUAUGAAAAUUUUCAUUCGUCGUCAUAUGAUUGGUGUGAAACUAGAGAAAGUUUUAUAUUUUCUUUAGGUAAUGGAAAAGAUUUGAAAAACUUUAUGAUUAGUCGAGUUACAAAUAACAGCAGAGCAAUAUAUGGUGAUGGUUCACUGAAUUUCGGUAAAUAUUAA